Ylistrum balloti is the source of this 582-nucleotide messenger RNA. RefSeq names its product protein masquerade-like. The transcript is spliced from 4 exons. The record is from RefSeq and is a predicted model, not a curated record. Bases 1 to 582 code for a protein of 193 amino acids. NCBI's taxonomy places the organism in Eukaryota, Metazoa, Mollusca, Bivalvia, Pectinida, Pectinidae.
AUGUGGUUACGAAACACAGGCUUAACGAUUCUACUUGGAAUUCUACAAUUUGUAGAUCUUGGUGAAGCGCGGUACAGCUACCGGAGCUACCGGAGUUACAGAAGUUACCGGAGUUAUACAAGAUACUACAACUAUUAUUACCAAACAUAUUACUACUCGUCUGAUGGCUCGGGGUCAGGCUCCAGCAUGACUGCCGCCAUUGUGGGUGGAGUAAUAGGAGGUCUUAUUUUGAUUGCAUUAAUCGUCUUCGUCGUCUACCUUCGAUGUAGAUAUGUGUCCUCUAAUCGUCGAACCUCACCUGCGGUCAUUGCCACUGAGCAGCCAGUGGUAAUUAAGAAACGAGAGCCAAAAACCAAACCAGAUAAAGUCAUAGUUCCACGACAGAAAAAAAAUCCACUUCCUCCUUCCCCACCGCAAGGACCAUCAAGUGGGUUACCGCCAAGCGCCCCUCCUGCCUACGAUUCUGUUUAUCCUCCACCAGCAGGUGGAAGCAGUUCUUACCCUCCUCCACAACAACACGGAGAAAUGCAGUCUACUCCUCAGCCAGUGCCAGACGCGUUUGUAUAUAAACCACCGUAUUAG